Molecule: messenger RNA, 1410 nt
Organism: Cylindrotheca closterium
Lineage: Eukaryota; Bacillariophyta; Bacillariophyceae; Bacillariales; Bacillariaceae
Source: the annotation of a GenBank genome assembly
AUGAACAAUACGCUGAUAAUCACACACAACCAAGAAGCGCACCACCACCACACAUCUUCAGCAUCACAUUCUGAGUAUUCAAGUCAUUCAAGAGAUUCAGAUUGGUUGGCACCGCUCCCACUCGUUCCAACCGCAGCAGCCGCAGCUCUCAUCCGCAAAGCACAGUCCUCCUCUUACAAUACAUCCCUCACUUCUCGCUACGAGGAGGACGAUGUCACUACUGUAGGAUCUACAGCAAACAUGUCGUCCUCGCACUUUGAUACACGGCUAUCCUUAUCUGCUCUUGCGGAACUCGCUCCUGUGAGCCUGACCGAUUUCAAUAUUCAUCAACGAUUGCAAGAAGGCUCGGGUUUUCAAGUUUUCAAGAUUCAGGUGAAUCGCAGUCCUACCGACGAUGUGGAUGAUAUGCGAGAAUACUUUUCACUCAAAUGCCUCAAAAACAAGAGUCAAUCCCGAGAGUCCAUGGAACAGGAAGCUUUGAACUUAAAACGAGAAGCCAAAAUGAUGCAACGACUCAAGCAUCCAAACAUUGUCAAUGCCGUUGGCUUAAGCUCGCAUUCUUCCUUUGGUUAUUUCUUGGCCUACGAUUUGAUUGAAGAAACACUGGAGGAUCGCAUACUGGCAUGGAAGACGGGACAACCCAUCAAGACUCCAGGAGGUUCAAGGCGGAAGAUGAAUCAUCACCAUCAUCAGAAUCCUCAAAAGAAGAAGCCUAGCAAAUUUGGUGGUGGCAGCCAGGCCCAUGCUCCGCCACUGAACGAACGAUUGUACUCUUGCGUCUUGGGGGUGGCCCGUGCCAUGAUGUAUUUACACGCCCGACACAUUGUCAAUCCACUCCGGCCCGAUUGUAUUGGGUUUUCCCGGAAUGGGACCGUCAAGGUCUUUGACUUUUCGGUCUUUGAUGUGGAUCCGAGCGUCCAACAUUUGCGGUACAUGAGUCCGGAAUACAUUUUGAGCAAUCAAGCGUCCUUUGCCUCGGACGUGUACAGUUUGGGAAUCAUACUGUGGCAGGUUGCCACGCUCAAGGAACCCUUUGGAUUCAUGUCCAAGUUCAAGGGCAAAUCCAAUACCAAAACCCGCAAAACGAUUGCCAAGAAAUUGGCCAACAAGCGACCCGAAAUGAGAAGCAUUCCCGACAAGGACGUCAAACAACUUGUGAAAGAUUGUUUGGAGAACAACCCUGAUGCGCGUCCAUCUUCGACUCGAGUAUUAUUUCGAUUGGCAGACUGUUUGCCCAAAGAAGAAUCCCAUGAGCAACGAUUGGACCGCAUUGAAGCUCUAUUGAGAUCAGUGGAAGCCAAAAAGGGACGAAGUAGUGGUGGUGGUCGCGAUGAUGAUGAUGAUGACGACAAUGAUGACGAUGCCGGUGCCAGGUUCGAAUCAGCCUAUGAUGCUAGAAUUACUCGGUAG